AUUUAUGUUUAGGAUCUCUUUCACCAUCGUUCGUGGUUUAGUGGUUAACAAGGCAUGAAGAGAUUGGUGGCUGAAGAGGAAGGAGGAGAAAUGGAGAGCAUCAAAAACAUGGCUCGCGCACUGAUGCUUCGGUCUCACGGCGACGCCGACGUGUCGUCGGGGUCGCCGCCGGCCCGUGUCUUCGAGUGCAAGACGUGCAGCCGGCAGUUCCCGUCGUUCCAGGCGUUGGGAGGCCACCGGGCGAGCCACAAGAAGCCGAAGCUCGCCGAGGACGGCCGCGGCCAUGGCGAGGCCGCCAAGCCGAGGGUGCACGAGUGCGCCAUCUGCGGGCUCGAGUUCGCCAUCGGCCAGGCCUUAGGCGGUCACAUGCGGCGCCACCGAGCCGCCACCGACGCCUUCGCGCAGGGAAGUCCGGAGAGGAAGGCGGGCGAGGAGAAGAAGAGGGUCAUAAGGAUCUUUGGGUUCGAGCUUGUGGAUUCGACUCCCAGUGGUGGUGGUGGAUUGCUUCCAUUGAUGGAUACCAUCACCUUUUGAUCCUUAUUUAGAUAUACAUAAUCUGAUUUUAUUUAUAUACUGUACACACAAAAUCGUGAAAAUUGAUUGGGUUGUAAAGAAAUUAUCUUUGGGCCAAAAAUUUUAAUUUUGUGUUAUAUGAUUCCAGCUGAGAAUUUCUAGCUA
This is a messenger RNA of Musa acuminata subsp. malaccensis (wild Malaysian banana), 678 nucleotides long. Its product is annotated as zinc finger protein ZAT12-like. NCBI's taxonomy places the organism in Eukaryota, Viridiplantae, Streptophyta, Magnoliopsida, Zingiberales, Musaceae. The record is from RefSeq and is a predicted model, not a curated record.